Messenger RNA from Mauremys reevesii (Reeves's turtle), 2864 nucleotides. RefSeq names its product netrin 1 (gene NTN1). Gene Ontology annotation, molecular function: protein binding. Bases 923 to 2737 code for a protein of 604 amino acids. The transcript is spliced from 7 exons. NCBI's taxonomy places the organism in Eukaryota, Metazoa, Chordata, Testudines, Geoemydidae. The record is from RefSeq and is a predicted model, not a curated record.
UGCAGAAAGCUCUGCUCUGACUUUUUGUUUACACCCCGUGCCUGGCGUGACACAAACCCUUCGCCCUGCGGACAGAGUGCAGAGAGGUAAAUAACAAGAAGGACCUAACGAGUCCUUAUAGUUACGGCCAGAUCCCCUCAGGACCCCCAGUACAACCCCCUGCGGAGCCGACAGAGUAACCGAGAGCAGAGUUUGUGCCCGAGGACACCCCCAAACACACCAGCACUUCCACAAGGGAGAGCACGAGGAAGGUCCUUGCCACUGUCAAAGGAAGAGAGCAGGGCCCGAUCCUGCUGCCAUUGCAGUGGGUGGGAACAUCAAACCCCUCCCCCUGCCUCGGCUCCUCUCUUCCUUUGCCUAAAGUUCGUCUUUGCUCCGCUGUAAAACUUUGCUUUCAAACAGCCGAUGUGAGGAGUCUGCUCGCACCGAUUCCUUCCGUCUGCUCCGUCCCCCCCCCCGCCUCCCCCACGCGCUCCUCUCCCAUCUCUCUGAAUUAGAUGCUUUGCCUGGGUUCCCCCCACCCCCCCUCCUAUUGAUAAACUACCAGUGGAUGUCGUUGUUCUGUUCCUUGUGCGAGCGGAAUGUCACUCCUUUAAGAUGACCUCAAACUCAGCAGAAGCUGGGAACGUCAUUCAGGCUCUCUGCAAGGCGCGGAGAGGGAGGCAGGGAAGGACAGAGCCCCGCCACUAGGGUGUUUGGGGUGGGUUUUUUUUCUUUUUGCUCUGAGGAUGGGAAUGCUCUGGGCUCUUUGAACCACACACCGUUUAGCAUCCAGCGCUUCCACUCCGCAAGCCAGGAGCGCUCGGCUGAGCUUGAAGACGGGCUGUGCCACCUUCCCCGGGAGCUCCAGAAACUUUACUCUUGCGCCUCAGGAGGAAAACCAAGCGAGCGAAGAAGGCUCCCCGGAGGAGGCGCCCGCAGGAUGCCCGGGAAGUGCUGGCGGGUUCUGGUCACGCUGGUGUCGCUGUGGUGCCUGGCGGGCGGCGCGCGCGGCGGCUACGGCAUGAGCAUGUUCGCGGUGCAGACGGCGCAGCCGGACCCGUGCUACGACGAGAACGGCCACCCGCGGCGGUGCAUCCCGGACUUCGUCAACUCCGCCUUCGGCAAGGAGGUGAAGGUGUCCAGCACCUGCGGCCGGCCGCCGGCCCGCUACUGCGUGGUGAGCGAGAAGGGCGAGGAGCGCGUGCGGAGCUGCCACCUCUGCAACGCCUCGGAGCCGCGGCGGGCCCACCCGCCCGCCUUCCUCACCGACCUCAACAACCCGCACAACCUGACGUGCUGGCAGUCGGAGAACUUCGUGCAGCACCCGCACAACGUCACGCUCACCCUCUCGCUGGGCAAGAAGUUCGAGGUGACCUACGUGAGCCUGCAGUUCUGCUCGCCGCGCCCCGAGUCCAUGGCCAUCUACAAGUCCAUGGACUACGGCCGCAGCUGGGUGCCCUUCCAGUUCUACUCGGCCCAGUGCCGCAAGAUGUACGCCAAGCCCAGCCGCGCCGCCAUCACCAAGCAGAACGAGCAGGAGGCCAUCUGCACCGACUCCCACACCGACAUGCGGCCGCUGGCCGGCGGCCUCAUCGCCUUCAGCACCCUGGACGGCCGCCCCUCGGCCCACGACUUCGACAACUCGCCCGUGCUGCAGGACUGGGUCACGGCCACCGACAUCAAGGUGGCCUUCAGCCGCCUCCACACCUUCGGCGACGAGAACGAGGACGACUCCGAGCUGGCCCGCGACUCCUACUUCUACGCCGUCUCCGACCUGCAGGUGGGCGGCCGCUGCAAGUGCAACGGCCACGCGUCGCGCUGCGUCCGCGACCGCGACGACAACCUGGUCUGCGACUGCAAGCACAACACGGCGGGGCCCGAGUGCGACCGCUGCAAGCCCUUCCACUACGACCGGCCCUGGCAGCGGGCCACGGCCCGCGAGGCCAACGAGUGCGUGGCUUGUAACUGCAACCUUCAUGCCCGGAGAUGCCGCUUUAACAUGGAGCUCUACAAGCUUUCAGGCCGCAAGAGCGGAGGGGUCUGCCUUAACUGCCGGCACAACACGGCGGGCCGCCAUUGCCACUACUGCAAAGAGGGCUACUACCGGGACAUGACCAAGCCGAUCACCCACAGGAAAGCAUGCAAAGCAUGCGAUUGCCAUCCCGUGGGUGCAGCUGGCAAAACCUGUAAUCAAACCACAGGUCAAUGUCCCUGUAAAGAUGGUGUGACUGGCAUCACGUGCAAUCGAUGUGCCAAAGGCUACCAGCAAAGCCGAUCUCCCAUUGCCCCUUGCAUAAAGAUUCCUGUUGCUCCACCCACCACUGCGGCCAGCAGCACAGAAGAACCUGCAGAUUGUGACUCAUACUGCAAGGCGUCCAAGGGGAAGCUGAAGAUUAACAUGAAGAAAUACUGCAAGAAAGACUAUGCUGUGCAGAUCCACAUCCUGAAGGCCGACAAAGCUGGCGACUGGUGGAAGUUCACCGUCAACAUCAUCUCUGUGUACAAACAAGGGACCAACCGGAUACGGCGUGGAGACCAGAUCCUGUGGAUCCGCUCCAAGGACAUAGCAUGCAAGUGCCCGAAAAUCAAGCCCAUGAAGAAGUACUUGCUGCUGGGCAAUGACGAAGACUCGCCGGACCAGAAUGGGAUCGUAGCAGACAAGAGCAGCUUGGUGAUACAGUGGAGGGACACAUGGGCUCGGCGGCUCAGGAAGUUCCAGCAACGGGAGAAGAAGGGGAAGUGUAAGAAAGCCUAAAGGAAGAGGCAGCAGCGGAGCGCGAGAGAAAGAGAGACUGUGCAUGCUGCUUUGUGUAGAACCUGGAGCAGAUAGGGAUUGGGAUUAGGGAUUUUGUGAAGGAACUCACUUUGCAGUUUGUGUGUGU